AUGUUUAUUGACGUCCUUGGUGAGAAUCAGACCAUGUGGAAAGGUGAAGGUGGAAAACUGUUUUAUGACGAUAUGAGAUCUUCAGUUAAAUUGUCCAGAAAUCACCGACUUGUCUGCAACGUCAAAGACUGGCGACACUGUUUUAUACUCUGUAGAGUCUCAAACCCCGAUGAUGCCGGAUUUACUACUGAUGUGAACUUUGCUUCUGAUCCAAUUCUUACGUGUGUGGCGGGUUCCGUAUCCCAAUCCUCGUAUGUUGUAGUUGUAAGAGCAAAAUAUCAAUCAGAUGCGGGACAAACAGAUUUAACCAUUACUAUCACAUUCACAGAUCAAUCACCUGCGACAGGACCAACAUGGAACACUGGCACCUCGCAUACAUUAGAUAAAACGGACGCUAACGCGUGUAAUUCUGUCACAACUUUGUCAGCAACUUCGACAGACAGUUCGACCGUUCAAUACAGUAUUCAAGGAAGCAGUGUGUUUACUAUCACCGGAAGUAACAUUCUAAGCUGUACCCUCGGGGACAUCACAUUGUCUUCAUACACAGUAGUUGUAAGAGCCAACCAGGAUAAUAAUGUUCCGACAGAUAUUACAUUGACUAUCACUGUAACAGGCCUUUCAUCAGGGUCAGGAGGCGGUUCUUCAGAAGGAGAAUCAACUACAGAGGACAGUGAUGACAGUUGGAAAUAUGGUGUUGCGUUUGGAACUGUCGGGGCAGUAGGUGUAACAGUAGGCGGACUCAUAUUUGCGAUGAAAGCAGCAAAAAGACGAGAUAAAAGACGAGAUGAUAAAAAUAAAAAAGAUCCUGCUCUAGGUAAAUCGUCUGGAAGCAUGGUCACAGAUACAAAUAUAGUCAAGCCAAAGGAAGAUGUUAAAAGCCCUUUACCAAGUACAGCAGAAAAGGCGGACAAUGCUUUGCCCAACGGAGAUGUUGCUGUAUGACGAAUGAUAUUUAUUGAAGAGAGAAACGACAUGAUAAAAAAUAUAUUUUUGUAAAAAAAAAUAAUUAAAGUUUUGGCUACAUUUACGUAGCAUUACAUUACAAUACACCUUAAAAUAUUCUGCCAACAGUUAGAUAUUGGGCUACAUAUUUUUGUGAGUGCGAUUAAAAAAUAAUAAUGGGCAUCAAAUAACUAAUAUGAGGAAACUGUGAGAAUUAUGUACUUAACAAUGUCUAAAAAUAGUAAUGAUGCAACCGAGUAACUUACUACUUUACACUUAACCCUAACCUUCUGGAAUACAAAAAGGAUUCGCCUUUGUCUCAGGUGUAGACUGCACACCCGUACUGUUGGACCAUUCUCUAACUUGUUGAUAUUUAAACUUCUUAAAGCGGCCUUCUGCUUCUUUAAGGCUAAACAUUUUAUUUUUUGAUAAAAUGUUUCAUAUAAUUGUCAAUUCAAAAGAAUUCAGAGGAAAAUGGAAUUUUCCGACGAUAAAACACAUUAAAUAAUUAGGAACCCUCGUCAAUACCUCUUAUUUACCGUUCGCUAUAUAUUUAAAUUAGUAAAGCGGACGGUUCGUUCCCCGAUCUUUUAUUUUUAGAAACUGAUGUUUUAUAAAUAGCUCUCGGGAUGCUGGUUUUAAGAUGGUUAAACAUUGAUAUGAUGCACUUUUCCAAGAUACAAAUACUGAAAUACUUAGUUUGAAACAACACAGGAUAGGUUAUCUAACAGAAAAACCAUAAGCUGAAGGCCGGUUUAAACUUUGAAUGGACUGUUCAAAAUUCAAAGCAGGACAUUUACAUUAUACAUAUUCUAUAGGUGAAAGAUAAAACAUGACCGUAAAGAAAAACAGAGAAAAACAGUAUUGUUCGUACGUUGAUAUUUAAAGUGAAUUGGUCAACAAUAGUCACAUAUUUUAUAUGUAUAUAAAUUAUUGAUGAAAAAACAAUAGAAAUGCACCAUUUGGAUAUUCUUAUAAAAUAUUAUUCGGAAAAAAUGUUGAUAAAGUUACAAGUGAUUUAGUAUGAACAUUUAUUCUAUGAAUAAUAACAUUUUGUUCUAGAACAUUUUAUUAUCUUCUAUAUAAAUAUAUAUGUUAUAUUGGAUAUUUGUAUCUCACAUUUACCAUCAACAUCUAUAUAUAAUUAUUUCGUGUUUUGUUGUUAUGGCUGAUACCAAAAUACUAUCAACAUUAUUGUCUCUUGCACUACAGACUUUC
This is a messenger RNA of Ruditapes philippinarum (Manila clam), 2160 nucleotides long. RefSeq lists its product as uncharacterized. The record is from RefSeq and is a predicted model, not a curated record. Bases 1 to 942 code for a protein of 313 amino acids. The transcript is spliced from 11 exons. Lineage: Eukaryota; Metazoa; Mollusca; Bivalvia; Venerida; Veneridae.